AUGGCAUCGCAGCUUCUGCCCCUUGAGUUGAUCGAUAAAUGUGUUGGAUCUAAGAUAUGGGUCGUUAUGAAAGGAGAUAAAGAGUUCAGCGGAACUUUACUCGGAUUUGAUGAUUAUGUUAAUAUGGUCUUAGAAGAUGUCACGGAAUUGUAUGGAUGGGCCACCAUUUUCACUGUUGAAUUUUGCACUGAUGUUCUUCCAAUAAGUGACUACACAGGAGCCCAAACCAAACUUCCAAAGAUCCUACUAAAUGGAAAUAAUAUAUGCAUGCUGAUCCCCGGUGGCGAGGGACCGAGUGGCUCUGCAAGCUAG
Molecule: messenger RNA, 312 nt
Organism: Ophidiomyces ophidiicola
Lineage: Eukaryota; Fungi; Ascomycota; Eurotiomycetes; Onygenales; Onygenaceae
Gene: LSM5
Product: RNA-binding protein lsm5
Exons: 5
Coding region: 1-312 (103 amino acids)
Biological process (GO): mRNA splicing, via spliceosome
Cellular component (GO): U4/U6 x U5 tri-snRNP complex; Lsm1-7-Pat1 complex; U6 snRNP
Molecular function (GO): RNA binding
Source: RefSeq, a predicted model, not a curated record